AUGUUCACAUCCCGCAUCACCACGCCCAUCCCCGCCAAUCCACAGUACGAAGACAUCUUCUCGUCGGCCCUCGCGACCCUCUUCACCGACGACACGCAGACCAGCCACGGCGUCCCCGGCGGCCAUGUGAGCUACCACUCGCCCAGGUUCGGGAAGAUCGACCUGCGGAUACCCCAGCACCCGGCCGCCGAGGAAGGCCGCACGCUCUUCGCGCACUACCUGUGGAAUGCGGGCGUGAUCAUGGCCGAGGGGCUGGAGAGGGCCAGUUCUUCCGGCACAAAGGGUGAAACAGAUCAGGCACCACCACCGCCGCCGCACCACCAGCAGCAGCAGGACGGAAGUGACGAAGAGCAAAAGUCGGAGGAAUGGCAGAAGAGAUAUUGGGAUGUGAGGGGGACCAAGGUUCUCGAGUUGGGCGCUGGGACGGCGUUGCCAUCCAUCGUUGCUGCGCUCUCUGGCGCACGCUCAGCGACCAUCACCGACCACCCGUCGUCGCCCGCUCUGACCACCGGCGCCAUCGAGCAAAACGUCCGUAGGAACCUUGUCGAACGAGUCAACCCGCCAGAAACGGCGGAUGCGGACGCCGAACCCUCCCCUUCACCGUCGCCAUCGCACCCGUCCACGGCAACAGUUACACAAACCCCGAGUUCCACAGCAAUCGACAUCUUCGGUUACACGUGGGGCACGGCGACGAUGUACACGCCGACGCAAUACGGCAAGCCUGCCGAUCCACAACCCGGAGAUUUCGACCGCAUCAUCAUCGCCGACUGCCUGUGGAUGCCGUCCCAGCACGUCAACCUCGUCAAGACGAUCCUGCGCUAUCUGCACCGGCAAGAGCAGCAGGCGUCGGGUCCAGCGCCCCAGGGCCCCCCCAUCGAGAGUUGCGCCUUGGUUGUCGCCGGCUUCCACACCGGUCGCGAGAUUGUGCGGCAUUUCUUCGAGGUGGCCACCGGGGACUAUCGACUCCCAGAGGAAGAGGAGGACGCGAGAGAGAAUGACACCCGCGGCGAGGACAAGGACAAGAACGACCAAGACGGCGACGGAGAAGCCGAGGUGGCCAAAGAGGUUCAGGGCCGUCUCCGCGCCGCAGAAAUCUUCGAGAUCGACGUCAACGGCCUCCGCAGACCCUGGGAACCUCUCAGGCCAGGCGAGAAUAAAGAUCAGGCCAAGCGGUGGUGUGUCGUGGCCGUGCUGGUGAGAAGAUGA
This is a messenger RNA of Fonsecaea pedrosoi CBS 271.37, 1206 nucleotides long. RefSeq lists its product as uncharacterized. The transcript has 2 exons. Lineage: Eukaryota; Fungi; Ascomycota; Eurotiomycetes; Chaetothyriales; Herpotrichiellaceae. The record is from RefSeq and is a predicted model, not a curated record. Gene Ontology annotation, molecular function: protein-lysine N-methyltransferase activity. The coding region runs from base 1 to 1206 and encodes 401 amino acids. Gene Ontology annotation, biological process: peptidyl-lysine dimethylation.